CAGCGUGCAUAAAAGACGUUCGUUUUGACUGGUAUUGGCAUAUCCCCAGUUUCUGGUUUUGUAAGGUCUCUUACUAAACCACUCAGCUUUAAUCUGUUGUUGAGAACAAAUCACACUAUUCAGUAUGUCUUUGAAAACCCUCCUUCCCAUCCUGGUGGCUGUUCUGGUUGCAGUACUUUGCAGGCCUGCAGAAGCCAUUGUAUAUGGUAGCAUGACGUGCCAUAACCGUAGCGAUACCAAUCAGAUCUUACACCAGGAGGACUACACCAAUGGACUGCUUGCCUUCUUCCAAUUCGGACGCGACACAGCCAGCAACGAGUAUUACCCGAACAUGGAGUGUAACUUGGACUACAGCACCAUUGGUGGUAACCCCGUGAACGUCUUCUUCAAUCCAUGUAUCCUGCCUAUUGGAAAUAUUUGCAGUCAGGAUUCAUUGACGGUCAGCACUGCUGCAUCCAAUCCACACACUGUGGUCUGCUCCGACCAUCCAGCUGCUGAUCCAGGCGUGAUCGAAACUGGUGAUUCCAGCAUUUCCAUCAAGUUCCUCACUGACGCGAGUGGGCAGACAGUUGGCUGCAAUGGACUCAUGUGGGCUGGCGGCCCCUAAACUAGAGACUCAGAGGUUGAAUAGGCGUCGUGCAAACCUGCCACUACACCGUGCACGGAGCACUGAGGGGUCCUGGCUCAAUCAUCAUGCAAAGCUGUCAUGUUGUUUGCAUUUGUGUAGAAGCAUCGUAUUGACAUUAUUUUUUUUAAACCACAUAAUUCCUUCCAGCCAAUCUCUGCCUUUCAUUCCAGCCAAUCCGCCCUGCCUCCUCUUUCUAUUCCAUGGAUAUAUUAUACAGUCAUGUACCGGUAUGUACAUGUAUAGAGAACACCAGUGCAGUAGCGGCAUGCAUUACAUGAACAUACUGACUCUAGCUCUGUAUUAUUUAAUUUUGUUCUUUCUUAGCCCUAGAACUACUGGAGGCAUCAUAAUCAGGGAGUCGUAUAGGGUCUAUACGACUCCCUGAUCAUAAUAAUGAUGCAUUUGCGAAUUUCAAACUAGGGUUGCUGUGAUAUGGAGGGUUAGAAUCUCGCCAAAUUUUGUGGCUUUUAUUCAUUUCA
Sycon ciliatum is the source of this 1107-nucleotide messenger RNA. RefSeq lists its product as uncharacterized. NCBI's taxonomy places the organism in Eukaryota, Metazoa, Porifera, Calcarea, Leucosolenida, Sycettidae. The record is from RefSeq and is a predicted model, not a curated record. The coding region runs from base 125 to 607 and encodes 160 amino acids. The transcript has 3 exons.